AUGGAUCUGAAAUUCAAUGAAAUCUUCAAAGAGUCUGACCAUCCAGCUCUUAAGGAGAGACUCGACUCUGCUACCUCAAAACCAAACACUUUCUCGCAAAACCCUACCGAUAUGGCCUCUGAUCUCUGGAAAAUGAUGUCCAAGGCCAAAUCAGAUAUGCAAAAUGGACGUCGCGUCGAAAACUUAUCAUGGCGUCUUAUGUCUAUUAAUCUUCAAAAGAGCUCUAAUUUUUCCAGUAGUACUUUAUCCCCCAACGUUCCUACAUACAAUAAGCUUUCCUCUAGUCCCCUGACUCCUCACUCCAACCCUCAUAGUUCCGAUAAUGUAUCCUUAACCUCUGGUACCCCUGACCAGAAAUCCGAAACCAAUUGCUUUAUGAAUACCCUUCCUUCCUACAGUGUUCCAACUGAUACCACGGGCAGCUCCAUGAUGGAACUUAAUUAUCUUCAAAGACGUGAGCGGAAAACUAGUUUCAAUGAAGCCUCUGCAAAAAGCAAGAAGCGUCCCAUUACUAGCACUCAUUUUCCCGCUAACGAUGUAGAUUUCUCUAUGGAUCUUGACUCCCAUCCUUUCAGCUCCCCUAAAAUUCAUGCUUUUGAUUCUUUUAAUGCCGCUAAAAAGACUGUUGGUAGUGCUAAUGCUUCUUCUUUUCCGGCUUCAGUGCAAUCCGAUUAUUUUGACAAUCAGACUCCAUCCUUUGCUUCGGGCCUUCAAUCUGUGCCCAUCCCUUCGGCCUCUGGUAUGGUAAAUCCGGCAAACCGACAUAUGGAUUCUACCUCUGCUGCCGUUUCUAGGAAGUCUGAUUUGGAUGUUUUAGGUUUGGAAUUCGACAUGACUCCUUCAGAGCCAUCCUCAUCUUUUCAAGAUAACAGUGGAUUCCCAUCUUUUGUUGAUGCUGGAACGAACAACGACGACACGUUAUUUUCUUCCUCUGCGGCUACUUCUUUUAGUUUUGAACAUGGACCGUCCAGUUUCCCAGUUCCUGGCAGCAUAUCAACAAGCUCCUUGCGUGGUCAUGCACCUUCUGAAGAGGGUUAUGGCAAUUCUUAUAACAGCCAAAGUGCUUUUGGUAUUUCUUCCCCUUUAAGCGGCGGCGUGACUCCGACUCAAUCUUUCUUCCCUGAACCUGCUAAUAAUAAUAAUGUUUUUGAGAUACCCAAACAAGCUUCUGAUAUGUCUUCCCCUUUGACCCCCUCUUCAGGAUCUUUUCCUACUAUGUCCUCUUUGCAUAUGACGAGUUCAUUGCCUAAUUCUGCUUCUCAUGCUGGUAUUCGCCGCCCUCAAAUGUUCCGUAAUGCAUCCACUAGGUCGAUUGGAAAUAUCGCUCACCCAGUUGACUUAAACCAAGAUCAAAAUGAAUCUCAUGGCGGAUCUUUCCAACGUAGUAAUGAGUGGACCGGUAAUGAGUCAAAUGGUAUAGGCUCGAAUAGUUCCUUGCCAGGUUCCGAUAUGUUUUCUCCACCAUUUAUGCGCGUUGGUACUGCCAUGGGUGCUGCUCCUGUUCGUAACAAUUCGGUUUCUUCUUUCCCCCAUAAUUAUUUACAUCAGUCAAGUCCGCAAUUUGCUGCCGUACCCCAUCGGAAAGUUAAUUCUCAAGAGCCUAGUCUAAUGGGAUCAAGUCCUGGUAUAUACAAUCACAUGCCUUAUCUCAACCGCUCUACGUCUUCGACGUCUGUCGCCGGAGCGUCAGUGGAGGGCAUGCCAACUGGUAUGAAAAAGCGUGCUACUGCUAAUGCUUCUGUUCCCACUCUUCCUCUGCUAAAUCAAAAUGGCGAUCAAAUUUCCAGUCCAAGCAUAAAGGAAAAGUCAGUAGAAGAUAAAAAGGAAAAUAAUCAAAAAGGAGUAACUGGUACACCUACAUGUACGAAUUGUCAAACUCAUACUACUCCUUUAUGGCGUCGCAGUCCUGAUGGUCAGCCAUUAUGUAAUGCAUGUGGCCUGUUUAUGAAAAUUAAUGGUGUAGUUCGUCCUUUGAGCUUGAAGACUGAUGUUAUAAAGAAGAGGAAUCGUGGAGCUGGAAGCAAUGCUAGUGCUCCUGCUUCGCGAUCUGCGAGUACCCGAAAAUCGGCACCCCGAAAAGGCAGUUUUAAAUCAUCAACCUCUAACAAAGUUAACCCGAAAGAAGAAUCAAAGACUAGAGCAACUAGUAUUCAAAACUUUUCGCCCAGUUUUACGCAACAACCUGAAAAUCAUGACGAUGGUUUGAUGGUGGACACAAAGUCGUCAGUAGAGAACCCAGCUGUGAAAGAUCCAGCUUUGGGACCACCUUCAAGUAUGUUAUCUCCUGAGUUUGUGCAAAAUUCUAGUGAUUUCGGACUCUCGUUUAACGAGGAUAUUUCUUCUACAGGUCAUAUGCGUGAAUCCUCGGUGGGAAAUAUCAAGUCGGAAUCUUCCAAGGCUGGUUUCCAAGUCAUCAUGGGAUUGGUAUAG
Schizosaccharomyces cryophilus OY26 is the source of this 2430-nucleotide messenger RNA. RefSeq names its product transcription factor Gaf1. The record is from RefSeq and is a predicted model, not a curated record. Lineage: Eukaryota; Fungi; Ascomycota; Schizosaccharomycetes; Schizosaccharomycetales; Schizosaccharomycetaceae. Gene Ontology annotation, molecular function: zinc ion binding; DNA-binding transcription factor activity, RNA polymerase II-specific; RNA polymerase II cis-regulatory region sequence-specific DNA binding. The coding region runs from base 1 to 2430 and encodes 809 amino acids. The transcript is spliced from 2 exons. Gene Ontology annotation, biological process: positive regulation of transcription by RNA polymerase II; negative regulation of transcription by RNA polymerase II.